CUACGAUACCCCCUCCUCUCCUCCUUUUUCCUCUCCACCAUCUUCCCUUAUCAACUCAAGACCCAUAAAGUUCAAGACUCAAGACUCAUAAAGCUCCUCUCAUAUUCAUCAUAACCUAAAACCAAAACCUCAAAGAGUUAAUAAAACCUAAAUUAUAGAUCAGAUCUUGAUAUCAUGGAUCCUAUCCACGGCUUUAUGAGCACAUCAAACAUCUCACACAACACAAACCUUAUGAUCGCCGCCGCAGCAGCCACCACUACCACUACCUCCUCCUCCUCGUCUUCCUCUGGCGGCUCCGCGACGAACCAACUGAGUAGGUACGAGAAUCAGAAGAGAAGAGACUGGAACACUUUCGGACAAUAUCUACGCAACCACCGUCCACCACUUUCUCUCUCCCGUUGCAGUGGUGCUCAUGUUCUUGAGUUCCUCAGGUACCUCGACCAAUUCGGCAAGACCAAGGUUCACAUGCAAAUAUGUCCUUUCUUUGGACACCCAAACCCACCAGCACCAUGUACCUGCCCACUCAGACAAGCGUGGGGCAGCCUCGACGCACUCAUUGGCCGGCUUCGAGCUGCUUUUGAAGAGAACGGUGGUUCACCAGAGACGAACCCUUUUGGUGCACGAGCUGUUCGACUCUACCUAAGGGAAGUUCGUGAUUCGCAGGCUAAAGCGCGUGGGAUCAGCUAUGAAAAGAAGAAGCGGAAGCGACCUCCUCAGGCGCCACUACCACCGCCUCAUCAGCCGGUGAUUUCGAAUAGUCCUAAUUUGCAAUAAGUCAUAUCAGUAAGAUAUGUUUCAGUCAACUACGUUUCCUUACAACUUUAUAUAGUAUUUGUCAAUGACGAACAUGCAGGAGUUGUCUAAAAAGCUGCAUGCCCUUCUUCUUUAUUUGGCCAGCUAAGAAUUUUAUAUUUGUAUUGAAUAAUUACGUACUUUUUCAUUCAGUCUCGCAUAAAUGUGUAUUAGUAUUAUUA
Brassica oleracea var. oleracea is the source of this 974-nucleotide messenger RNA. Its product is annotated as protein LIGHT-DEPENDENT SHORT HYPOCOTYLS 4. The record is from RefSeq and is a predicted model, not a curated record. Gene Ontology annotation, biological process: mRNA transcription; response to light stimulus. NCBI's taxonomy places the organism in Eukaryota, Viridiplantae, Streptophyta, Magnoliopsida, Brassicales, Brassicaceae. Bases 175 to 774 code for a protein of 199 amino acids. The transcript is spliced from 2 exons. Gene Ontology annotation, cellular component: nucleus.